Molecule: messenger RNA, 645 nt
Organism: Prunus avium (sweet cherry)
Lineage: Eukaryota; Viridiplantae; Streptophyta; Magnoliopsida; Rosales; Rosaceae
Source: RefSeq, a predicted model, not a curated record
GGAAACAGUGUCUGUAAUGUAAGUAAUUUCAUUUCUCUGUACCAGAAUGGUCGUCGAAUAAAAAAAUAUCGAGGCAUGGGAUCUCUUGAAGCAAUGACAAAAGGCAGCGACCAAAGGUACUUGGGUGAUACAGCUAAGCUGAAAAUUGCACAGGGGGUGGUUGGGGCAGUUGCAGACAAAGGUUCUGUUUUGAAGUUCAUACCUUACACAAUGCAAGCUGUGAAACAAGGUUUCCAAGAUCUUGGUGCUUCUUCUCUGCAAUCUGGUCACGACCUCCUAAGAACAAGCGUUUUAAGGCUAGAGGUAAGAACAGGAGCAGCACAAGUAGAAGGUGGAGUUCAUGGGCUGGUUUCUUAUGAGAAGAAAUCCUUUUGAUGGAUAUAUCUCUUCAUUUGCUGCUGGUGCUGCCUCUCGGAAUCUCUCCAUGUUUCAUUCUGCAACCAAAUAUCACAAAUUUUGGCACGAGUGACAAGGAUCGAUUGUCAAACUGCUACAAGUUUUGGAAUAGUAGGCGGUUGAGCAGCAAAAGUUUUGGUCUUAAAUAGUUCUCUGGCUUUUUGUUGGUUACCAUGAGAGCUUCCAUAUCUACCGCAUCUUGUUUGACCCUGCACUGUAAGUGGGACAUAUAUAACUAGUUUGAUGUAU